CGUAAAUGUAACGCCACUCUGACGAUUCUGGUUUAUCCUGUCCCCGAUACCUGAGUUUUAACACGGAUUCUCGCUCGUGAAGUCAAAAGCCGAUUGUGUUUAUCCGUUCUUUCGAAUACGUUUUUGUUUUUGUUUUUUUCGUUUCCUCGAAAAUACUGCUCCGUUUAAUAGUGGCGAAUUGAGUGGAAUCCCCAUCGCUAUGGCAAAGUUCGAUUUAACGAGUAAGAUGACAAAAUAUCUGGACCGGCAUUUGGCCGUGCCAUUACUGGAGUUCUUGUGGGCAAAAAAGAUCUAUAAUGAAAAUGAAAUUUUGCAAGCCAAACUCGACAUCCUCAACAAGACCAACAUGAUGGAUUACGUUAUUGAGAUAUAUAAACAGUUGAAUCCCGACAAAGAAAUACCUGAGGAUAUGAAAACGAGGAGAGAUGAAAUUGUAUCACAACUACAUCAACUUCAAAAUGACGUAGAUGUUGUUAUGAAUUUUCUCAGAGAUGAUAAAGUUAUGAAAACUAUGGAAACAAUGAGGGAUCCUAAGACUUUAUCCGCAUAUUUAAACAAGGAAUUUAAUUUUAAAGUUGAAAUGAUGGAAAGUAUGUAUAAAUUUGCAAAGUAUCAUUACGACUGUGGUAACUAUACUGGUACAACAAGUUAUUUAUACUUCUAUUUAUUGGUUAUGUCACCUACUGAUAAGAACUACUUAAAUGUUCUUUGGGGAAAAUUGGCAUCAGAAAUCCUCACUCAGAACUGGGAGACUGCUCUUGAAGAUUUAAAUAAACUAAGAGAAUAUAUUGAUUCUAAUACUAAUGGCUCUCCUUUGCACUUGCUUCAACAACGUACAUGGUUAAUUCACUGGAGUUUGUUUGUAUUUUUCAAUCAUGUUAAGGGACGUGAUCUUAUCAUUGAUAUGUUUCUGUACAGACCAAACUAUCUAAAUGCCAUUCAAACAAUGUGUCCACAUAUUCUUCGCUAUUUGGCUACUGCAGUAAUCAUAAAUCGUUCAAGAAGAGCAGCAAUGAAGGAUUUAGUUAAGGUUAUCCAACAAGAAUCCUAUACUUAUCGUGACCCAAUAACUGAACUACUUGAAAAUCUCUAUGUAAACUUUGAUUUUGAAGGAGCUCGUGAUAAAUUACAUGAAUGUCAAAUUGUUCUUUUUAAUGACUUCUUCUUGACUGCAUGUCUUGAUGAUUUUGUUGAAAAUGCUCGUCUUAUGAUUUUUGAGACAUUCUGUCGUAUUCAUCAGUGUAUCAGUAUUGGUAUGCUAGCUGAAAAAUUAAAUAUGAAUCCAGAAGAAGCUGAAUGUUGGAUUGUAAACCUUAUUAGAAAUGCGAGAUUAGAUGCUAAAAUUGAUUCAAAACUUGGACAUGUUGUCAUGGGAACACAACCUCUAUCGCCAUACCAGCAACUUUUAGAGAAAAUAGAUACCUUAUCAGUGCGAUCAGAAGCACUUCAACAACUCAUUGAAAGAAAAGUUAAAGCUAAAACCCAGGAGCAAGAUCCUCUUUGGUACAAUCCUUGAAAACAGUCAAAAAUGGUAAGUUAUCAACAACAUUUUUUUUUUCAAUAAAACAAGAUUAAUAUUA
Molecule: messenger RNA, 1580 nt
Organism: Sipha flava (yellow sugarcane aphid)
Lineage: Eukaryota; Metazoa; Arthropoda; Insecta; Hemiptera; Aphididae
Gene: eIF3e
Product: eukaryotic translation initiation factor 3 subunit E
Exons: 9
Coding region: 200-1516 (438 amino acids)
Biological process (GO): translational initiation
Cellular component (GO): nucleus; eukaryotic translation initiation factor 3 complex; cytoplasm
Molecular function (GO): translation initiation factor activity
Source: RefSeq, a predicted model, not a curated record